Messenger RNA from Spirometra erinaceieuropaei, 9103 nucleotides. The record is from the annotation of a GenBank genome assembly. NCBI's taxonomy places the organism in Eukaryota, Metazoa, Platyhelminthes, Cestoda, Diphyllobothriidea, Diphyllobothriidae.
AUGAAGAGGCUUGAGGACACUGAGUUGGCAACGGCACCUUCCAAUGUUCUUGAAAUUAUCUGCAAACUAGGCAAGGGCUCCUAUGGAAGCGUAUUCAAAGCAAGACACAGACGCACUGGCAGCAUCGUUGCUGUGAAAAAGGUCGAUACUUUUCCAGAUUUAUUAUUGAAUUCAGUAAAAUAUUUUUUAACCGCCUACCUUCCGCCUCUACAUUCUGUUAAUUAAAGAUAAUUUUGUCUCAACAGGUACCAGUGGAUAGCGAUCUUUCGGAAAUCGUUAAGGAGAUAUCAAUUAUGCAACAGUGUGAUAGUCAAUACAUCGUUAAAUGUUAUGGAAGCCUUUUUGACAAUCAAGACCUAUGGAUUUGCAUGGAGUACUGUGGUGCCGGUUCGGUCGCCGAUAUAAUGCGCCUUCGUAAUCAGACCCUCCGCGAAGAGGAAAUUGGCACCAUUCUAAAGUACAGCCUCCUGGGAUUGGAUUAUUUACAUCAGGUAGUUUUGCUCUUUAGUACUGAUAAUUUUUGGUUUUGCAUGGAUUUUUUUGCAUUUCAUGUGCUACUUCUCUCACCGAUGUCCGCUUGCAUGAGACCAUGGACUGCUAGAACGACGACUACGAGGAAAAGCCUGCGCAGCUCGUCAAACCAAAUAUCUUAGUGGCUUGAUCUUCCUCAGGCGGGUACCAGUUAGGCCUUUCGGUGGCAUUAUAUGUCGCAGUACAACUGGGACAGUCUCCUUGCAGGUCACCAACUUAAGAAAUGACGCGCCAAUUUUAUUUUUUGAGGCCUUUUCUCCUUUUUGUAGAUGCGUAAAAUCCACCGGGACAUAAAAGCUGGAAACAUUCUGCUAACAAAUUCUGGAAUGGCAAAAUUGGCUGACUUUGGUGUCGCAGGUCAGCUGGCAGACACGCUAGCAAAGCGAAACACCGUCAUUGGCACACCUUACUGGAUGGCACCCGAGGUAAGAUUUCCCUUUCUCCACAAAUUCACUAUUCUUUGUGAUAAAAUUAGUGGAGAACUGUACUCCUUUACAAGAGCCAAGAUUUUAUCCACCAGAGGUUCCAAAUUCGUACCCGAGCUUAUCACGAGAGAUGAGAACGGGGACGUGCAGUGCUCACGAAAUUGGGUUACUAUUAAGUCACAAGCCUACUAGUUGGCAGGUCGCGCUUCAGUCGUCACCUUUAUAGUAUUAAUUACGGUUGUCUGCUAUUGGCGCACUACCAUCAUCGUCAGUUACCUUCUAGCUGUUGAUUGCGUUGCUCCUAGUCGUACUGUCACUGUUUUCUUGACGUUGACCAUCGAAUAAAGCUUUUAUUCAGUCGUUCGAGUCGACCUAAUCUCGGAAGUUCACUUUUGUUUGAGUAUGCCAAGGUAGUAUACUUGAUCUCCUCGUACUUUGUUUUUUACUCGUAAAUGCCUUUACUCGCCGUACUCCUGUCUAUACGACUUCGAACGCCUUGAUGAUGGACCUGCUCCGCCCUCAUUAGAUAAUUAACUAUCAGCAAUGUCAUACUUUACAAACAGAGACAAAAAGACUAGAAUAGUCAUGCCGACUCAUUUGCUAUCGUCGGCCGUUUCUACCUUAAACAUAGGCUUGGACAACUUGUAAUUUCCCAACAAAUUCGUCGGUUUCAAUUUCCCCUGUUUUACAGCUAAGCCACGGACUCACGUUUUUUUUCGGCUGCGAUCAGGAUAAUCCAAGUUUACAUAAUGGUUUCCUUCUUCUGACUGGUUUGGAUGCAGGGUAGACUACAGGGAGUUCCGUACUGUUUUGGAACACCAGCAUACAGUCCUUGCAGGCUUUCGCUCGGCACCAAGCUAUGUAUAACCUGAGGGUUUACGGGGAAAUGCACGGGAGGCUGGAGUGACGGUGUUUGCCUUAUUUCCCAUCAUCUACCCGUAUUAUGUUCUCCAAUCCCUGUAGAUCAUUGAAAUCUACCAUCAGCAUAAGUUACUUUCUGCUGUUUUUGGGCUGCCCUGCUGUAUAAUCUCAAAACCGUCAAUGUCACCAGCCUUUUCCAAACCAAUCUUUUCUACAUUAUUACUUUUAGGUCAUUCAAGAGGUCGGCUACAACUGCUCAGCCGACAUUUGGUCUUUGGGCAUUACUGCCAUUGAGAUGGCUGAUGGCAAGCCCCCACUUGGCGAAGAACAUCCCAUGCGAGCCUUGUUUAUGAUCCCAAGUCAGCCGUCACCUCGAUUGCGUCGAGAAGAUGCGUGGUCGCCAGACUUUGUCAGUUUCGUAAACUCCUGUCUUUCGAAAUUGCCCGAGGCUAGGCCCUCAGCUGCAGACUUGCUCGCGACGGACUUUGUUCGAGGUUCCCUUCCGUGUUCUGUGCUGAUGUGCGUAUACAGUCUUUGCCUUGGAUGUGCCUUCCCACACUUUUUAUUUGUUACCUACUUAAAUUUAGAAUACAUAUUAUGUGGACGUAUCACGGGCAAAGUAAAGGACACUGCCAUAAUUUAUGACCCACUAGCCGUCAUCAUCCAGACUACAGCUGCUGGCGCACCCGAGGUUUGAACAGGAGUCUAAUGAGUUCUCCAGAAUUCCGUCUAACGCUAUAGCCAUUUGAACUACCCACCGGCUAGGGAGUUGGGCUUAAGUGCUCAAUGGCCCACUACACCCAAAUGCGACAGCACAUGAGUUUGGGGUAUCACUUGACUAUAACCGACAAGUCAGAAAUAACUAUUACAUUGUCCCUAGUUUUUUGUCGGUAAACAUUUUUCAGUGUUUUCUAUUUGUCGGUAGAGGAUAAUCCAGAUGGGCUCCAGACUCAGAUCUCAAAGACAAACUGGGGUUGCUGUCAGGAUGGGUCGUCUAACGCCACCCCCAUAUGAAGAUAUAUUUGUCGCGCAGGCUGCUUGGUCCUUAGUCUGUUAUCGAAGGUUUAUUGUUCUCUUAAUAUCUUCCUAGUCCCCUAAUUGAAGAGUCGGGCAAGAUCCGCGAGAAACGUCUUAGUAAAUCCAGAUCGUCAUCGGCGGUGCGCCAAUCCGGUUUAAGGCGGUCGGCGUCACCUUCCUCCGAAGUCCUUGACGUCGCGCCGGUCGAUACCACCAUUGAUGCUGACCAAAACUCGGGAACAAUGAUUUCUCGUUCUGAUCAAGACACAAGCCGUCGUAAAUCAGGCGAAGCGCCGUGAGUUUAUUUGACAAAACCGAGUCAUAAUUUGAUAUUCACUCAGAGGUUCAUAUGCAAUAAGCACUGCUCUACUUGAUUGCAGUUGGAAUCGGGACGCGUCUGGCACACUCAUCUCGUUGGAUUCUGUUGAUGAAUCUAGCGGUCGCCUCCCUGCUCGCGCCAGUCGGCCAUCGCGCAACGUUAACGCCGAGGGCUACUUUUCAGACAGCCAGGGAACCAUGAUUAUCAAUGAGGGCACCGACUACGAAGAGGAGGACGAGGAUGUGGGUGGAUCUGUGCUCAUCUACGAUACCAAAAGCUCUAACUCGGCUGGUCAAAUUGACAAUGGACUCGGUGCAUCUUCGCCCGGAGAGAAUACGGAUACACUAACGCGCAACUUCAAACGUGCAGCAAUCAGCGAAGCCAAUAAUUGGUACCGGUAUUUUCUGAUCUCAUCUUCUUUGUAGACUUUGGGCUUACGAUCCCAUGAUUUUAAUCCAUCACAGUCGGGCUAGUACACGUCACUAGAGAUCAUUAAGGUUUCUAAGAACUCUUAAACAAUUCGGGUUCGUAAAUAAUCUUACUAGUAUCCAACACAGGGCUUCGCAGCGUACAAAAUCAUUGUUUGUAAAGCCGGAGGUUGAUGACUGUCAGCACUCAUAAUGAAAUUGAAAGUCGUAUCGAAUCAUAAAUAAUGAGCCGUUAACACUUCUACCUGCGCCUUUGAAACUGGUCCAAUUGAUUCCCAUCCUCCUACCGCCAUGCGUAUGGCUCCUAGGGUCCGUUUCUUUCAAAUGAUUCGCCUUGCCCAUCAUUUGCUCCGAUUUAUGGGCUCGAUAUCACUACCAGACAUGUGCUGUCAAACGAAAUUCGUGAAGCAUUUCGAAAUAUACGUUAGCAUGGAAAAUAUUGUUCAUGCGCCGUUAAAGUGCAAGCAAGCAUGCAGGAUCAUCUAGAAUAAUGUCUCUCAACACGCGCCCUUUCCACCUAGCAUCUUAACGCUUGGCAACAUGGGUGAUAGUUGAUUUAUCUAUUGAUUUUCAAUCUUCACAUAGUCGAAAAAAUCCUAGAGAUUGAAAGACUUAUUUCCCGUAGUGGUUUUGCAGGGAAUUUCACGUCUCCAAAGUGUUAUCGUUCAAAAUAUGAAAUAUCUCAGCAGGCAACGUUUAUGUAAUUUACGUUUUUGGAAUGCUGCCAUUUUUUGCACUUUAUUGUUUUUUGGCUAUUUGGUACGUUCACCCUCUAAAAUUCUCUUGAAAAGCGUUGAAAGAAUAUUAAGGUACAUUCCGAACAGUGUGAACGCCUCAUAUACAGGAAUAAGCAACUUGUUCAUCUGGAAUUGCACGCACACUUUAACCAACGUUUGUUAUACGCUAAAUUACGGACGUUUGUGCGGCCACAGUUAGCUAUUCAUGUGUGGAAACCUUGGACCGCUAAAGACCUAAGCAUCCUUGAGAAAGUUCAAAGGCGGGCAACCAAACUCGUUAGUGGACAGGGUUCACUACCCUACGAAACACAGUUAUCCAAUCUGGGCCUUUUUCCUUCGAGUUACAGGCAGCUAAUAGGUGACCUGAUACAAACAUUCCGUAUCAUGCGCAGUCAGAACCGCCGUCUUUUAUCUGCAGACUUCUUCGAGUUAGCAAUCACAACGAACCUCCGAGGUCGUCCACUUAAACUACUUUUGACUGGUAACAGGCUGGACGCACAGAAGUUCUUUUCCGACAGAGUGAUCGAGGCUUGGAAUGCUCUGCCUGCAGAUAUCGUCAUGUCCACAGCCGUCGAGGCUUUUAAGCGCAAGUUGGAUCAGAAUACCACUAAACACGACAACGUCAUCCGACCGAUAUCGCCCUAUCGCCCCUUUAUAACAAAUAAUUAUCGUUAUGAUGUUACUAUCUCUGUUUCAGUAGCGUUUUUAAUUCACUUAUUGCCCCAAAUAGAUGCACGCGAAUGUUGGGAUUCACUUCGUCUGCCUCAGAUAUCUGAGUUCAUUCCAGUUUUCUUGAGCACAAUUAUGUAUUGGAUAUUAUACACUGCACUUAGUAAUUUUAAUGUUUUAACACCUGAAUGAUUCGUUUAUCUGUUUGGUUUAGGAAAAAAUUUCCGUAGCUGUUUGGUGUUCCUAUUUUAAAAUUCUUGACAUACUUUGCCUGCUUGUAACAAUUAGGGGGUUCAAAGGUUCAGCGCCUACGUCUCCCUCAAAUAAACUGAGCUAAACUGAAAAGUAUUCCCCAGUUUGAAUCAUUUGACACACAAAAGUCGUAUUUUCCCGAAGAUUGAUUAUACUAAAUUAGGCAUUUAUUAGUCCUUUUUAAGAGGUAUAGUUGAAUUGAUUUAUAGGUUGGUCGUCUCCAACGGUGGGCAAGUAAAGUCAACUAAGCUCGGCAUCAGAACAAUCAGAGUGCAAGGGUCGAUGUCUUAUUAUCAAAUUUGUUACGGUUGCCUCUAUAACAACUUAGACAAGACUCGGGCCUUACCAGAAGGCGAUCCAAGCGCAAAUGGCAUUGGAACCUGUUUCUUCUAACAUCGUCCACAAACGAUGAGAGGGCCAGGUUACCAACGCGAAUGUGUUUGCUGUCUCUGCCUCCUCUCUCAACUCUAAUGACGAUGGAAAAUGGGGUUCUACAACGGCCUUUACGAAGUUUUAUUCUUUAUUCCUUCAUAUGAUCUUGAGAUUGUUGCAGGGGCUUGCAAUGCGCGCGCCGUUAAUGUUGAUCGCUUUACGCACCACGUUCAAAAAAAGUUAGGCAUUGGUAAUCGAUGUGGUAAUGACGAUCGCCUGCUUGGCUUUGCUGAAAUCAAUAAGAUUGUCCUCGCUGGCACCGGAUUUCGGUGACCUAAAGAUUUCUAAUUUGCUAUUAAAAUGACGGGGGAUUGUAUUGCCGCACAAGUUGGUUACAUUUUUGUGGGUAAAUACGGUCCUGUAUUGUCACUCGACGAGUGUGAGUUCAAGACGAACAAGGAUCAUAAUCCAGACCACGUUUAUGAGAGCGCGACUGCGCUUGUGUCCCAAAGUGUUCAUGAGAGCCACUUUGUCCCAACCCUCUUCCCAAUUUAUGAUCCAGUGAAACAGCCGGCAGCCUUUGUCAGGAUGUGAUUAACGAAAUUCCUUUACUGGAUGAUCAUGAUGCCCAGCUGCUACCCCACGUGGAUGGGGACCGCGCCCUGUUCUGGAACGCCUUCACUGAAGCUUCGCCUAUUCACUUACUUCUCAGGAGGCGCAAACUUAGAUAGCGGAUUUUGGCUAAUAUCAGUUAGCCAGCGGACGAUGCGCGACGUGCUCUCAUCGCCGCAGAUCCAAACUUUAGAGCACUGAGUCGUUAAACAAGGUUGGUGAGAGUCGGCCAAAAUAAAUGCUGUCCCUAUCAAGCUCCCUGAGACUGCUGCAAAAGUUUGAGUAAUUAUCCCCAGUCAUAGGAACAAUAGGGCUGGUAAUUAAGACGUACUGACAGCUGGGAUCUACAGGAACUGUUCUUAUGUAUUGCACGUUCUUCCAAUAAGGUAGAUAAGACGGAGUCUGGAAAUUAUGCUGACAUCAACUUACUUGACGUCCCCAUGAAUAGUUCCGCGACUGUCCUCCUGAACCAUCUUCACUCGGCCAACUUCGUACGAGCACAGAAAAACCAGUGCGGUCUUUCUCCUAGCAGGGGCUAUGGUUACUAACUGAUAGCCUUUCGACGGAUCUUAGGACAGAUUCACCGGAAGACGAUUGCCCGUCUUCAUGCCUUCGCUGCAGGGUUCUACUCCGUCCUCCGAAGUGCGGUCUGAAUGUUUACGGAGGCUUGUCGUAUUUCUCGAGACUCAUGAACUUAACAAAAGCGUGCCAUCAGCGCUCGUACAAAAGGUCGGAUAUGCGGUGUGGUGACCGAAUACUUUGUUGUUAGUGCUGGCCAUCGACAUGGUUACCUUCUCUCACCGGUCUGAUCUAGCUACACUGUACUCUAGGUUUCGUCUACAACACUACAAGACUGCAAGGGAGCCAGUCAGGACAGAGCCUUUUCGUUUCAGACCUUACUUGUACGGACAUCGUCUCGUUUGGGAAUUCUUUUUAGGAGGUGCAGUCUGCCUUGACCGAGUGCUUCUUUCACCCAACACUUUCGGACUGAAACAACUCUGGGAAAACUAAAGUGCUGCUUAAGGUUUUCACGCCGCAAAUGCUCCCCCUCGUAGAUGAAAGAAUGUUUGAGGCAGUCGAAUAUCGCCGCGCGAUUCAAGCAGAAAGCAAUGUAUGGGCCAUGAUCAAGGCCGUCCCGCUUUGCGGUUGCGAAAUGCAGUCUUUACGAACAACUAAUCUGAGGAAGACUGAGGCAUCCGAAAACUAAUGUCUCCAGCCUCAAUUCACGGACCAUGUCUUGAUCGUGGAACUGCGUCGCCAAUCAAGGAAACCUGUUGGUGAUGCGGCAAGAGCCAGCCUUUUCAAAUUACCCUGUCAUGCACUCAUUCAAUCAUUUUUCAAGCCUCUGUCCGAGCGAGUUCCAUCGCCGUGGAGGCUUAAGGCAAACGUAAACGGAUAUUGAAGAAGGAGACACGAUCGCCGGGACAAGAGCAGAAACGGGGGAGCGCAGAGGUGAACACUCUUCCCAACACCGGGGUCGAUGCGUCAGAUGGUCGAGCAAUCAUCACGCCAACAUCCAACGCACGUGAUGAAAUUGCAGCAAUUAUCGACUCGAAUGUCGGCCAUCAAGCAAUGAUCACACCAAGUGCGACAAUCCCGGAUGAAGGGGGGAGCCGUGAACGUUCAUAGGUAUGCGGUAGCAUGGCUACUGCAUCCUAUAAAUACCGCAGCCCGUUGUGCAACAACCACCCGUUUCUGCUCUUUUGUCUCUGAUGAUGGAUUCGAGUAGGAAUCCGAAACGUCAGGCUAAUAAAGCUCUUGUCCCGGCGAUCGUGUCUCCUUCUUCAAGACUACUUCCUGGGACUCGGCUCUUUGCUUCUAUUGGUAAACGGAUAUGGCUAAGUUCGACUUCGAGGGGAUGCUUGCCCGACUGUGUUCCGUGUUCGGAAAUGGAACGCCAAAUGGUCAACGUUGGUAAUGCCACGUGCUGGUCCGUGACACCAUGGACUCCGGAGCCGAUUAAUUCAGUACUGAUGCCAACCGUUACAAGUUCAAGCACGAGCAGGUGGGUAAGUUUCCGAACCUGCCGGGAAAAAAUAACUACUAGUUUAUUUAUAAGUUAUCAGCGCUUCAUAAUUGUAUCCAGUCAGAUUAUUCCUGACUACCUAGUCAAUGCGUUCGCAGUGGUCGCAGUUAUUGCAGCAUCCCGUUUUAAGAAAACCUGGGAUUUUAGCCUGUGUUCAGUAAGUUUUCCGGUCCUAUCUCAUUAAGCCGCUGGCCGACUUCCUGUAGAUUUUUAUCAGAAAUGUUCAACGUCACACACCAACCCGACCUAGUCACAGUACGGACUAGGGACCUCCCACUUUGCCUUAGAGUCCGAGGCUAGAGUCCUCAGAGGGUCACAUAACGACGAACAAUCGAGGCAUGACUUACUGUGCACGGCAAAUAAGUGGCCACACCAGUCUCCCAUUUGUUCGUCAUUACUACGUCUGGAUGACUUACCUUUGCUUCAGGUCCGAAGAUGCUGCCGCAAAGACCCCUCCACGUGGUGACGAGGAUGCGGCGGCUGCCGUAGCAGCUGCACAACGAGACUGCGGCCUCGUUGGAGGGAUGCCCGCGCCGCGCCCUGUAGCUGUUGGCCAACGUCCCUUCGCCCCUUUUUCGCGGGCCUUCCAGGAGGGAGGUCUACUGUGUGGCAUGUCGUCGCCUGAUCCCAACAACAAUGCCAAGGGCUCUAAAGCGCUGGCCCUGGCUAAUGAGCCUGGUGGUCUAGCCAAACUCUCCUACACGGAACUGGAACAGCUGCUGGUCAAUCUGAGUCGUGAUUUGGAGACAGAACUGCGUAACCUGGCUGUUCGAUACCGGCACAAGCGCCAACCCCUGCUAGACGCGAUCGCCGAAAAGACGGCUAUGGUUGAUGCCCAAGCAGUCGCGCCCUGA